CAUCACUAGCAGCGUUUUUGAUUGAUUUUCACCAAUUUUCUAUUAAUUUGGGUAACCAAAUUUUAUCAAAAUGAAAGUAUUUGUAGCAUUUUCUGCUUUGCUAGCAGUCGCUUCUGCCAGUACCUUAUAUUUGGCACCAGCUUUUUCAAGCCAAUAUCACUCUCAAGAUGGAAUUGGUCAAUACGCCUAUGGAUACAAUGAUCAUUUGUCAACUAAGCACGAAGUUAAAUCACUCGAUGGAACCACCAGAGGAGCUUACAGUUUCAUCGACUCAAAUAACGUUUUACAAACUGUCAACUAUGCUGCUGAUGCUGGCGGUUUCCGAGUACAAGCAACAAAUCUGCCAAAACCUGUGGAAGCUCCCGUAAUUCCUGCUCAGGAUUUACCUCAACAAGUUUCUGAUAGUUUAGAAGUUGCUGCUGCAAAAUCAGCUCAUUUUGCUGCUAUCGAAGAAGCCAAACUGAAAUCAAAUAUACAGAAAUCAACUGCAGUUACUGAUGGUCUACCACAACAAGUCCAGGAUACUCCCGAAGUUGUUAAAGCUAAGGCAGAACAUUUCGCCGCUAUUGAAGCAGCAAAAAAUCAAAUUGGUUACCAAGUUUUAGCAGUUCCAGCUUCAAUUGAACUACCACAACCAGUUCAAGACACUCCAGAAGUUGCCAAGGCUAAAGCAGAACAUUUGCUUGCCAUUGAAAAAGCAAAACUGAGGAACUCAAUCACAGCUGUCGGAAGUGGAAUAUCGGUAGUUCAAAGUGCUCCUCUGGUUGCAUUACCAAUCCAGUUGACAGCUUCAAGUUCGGUACCAUUACCUUCCCAUGGAUUUUCAUACUCUUCAAGUGUUUUAAAUGCUCCUAUUUCACAAUUACCCUAUCCACAUUACUAUCAAGUUAUUCAAAGCUUGUAAGGACCGUUUUUAAGGAAUUCAGGGCCUAAAUUCUGAAAAAAAAAUUGACAAAAUAAAUUUAUUGCAAUCAUUUUUUUGUUUUAUUUUCGUUGCUAAAAUUUGCUUACAUUCAAAGAAUU
This is a messenger RNA of Episyrphus balteatus (marmalade hoverfly), 1023 nucleotides long. RefSeq lists its product as uncharacterized. Bases 71 to 904 code for a protein of 277 amino acids. The transcript has a single exon. Gene Ontology annotation, molecular function: structural constituent of chitin-based larval cuticle. The record is from RefSeq and is a predicted model, not a curated record. Gene Ontology annotation, cellular component: chitin-based extracellular matrix. NCBI's taxonomy places the organism in Eukaryota, Metazoa, Arthropoda, Insecta, Diptera, Syrphidae.